Messenger RNA from Ustilaginoidea virens, 357 nucleotides. RefSeq lists its product as uncharacterized. Bases 1 to 357 code for a protein of 118 amino acids. Gene Ontology annotation, cellular component: mitochondrial intermembrane space. The record is from RefSeq and is a predicted model, not a curated record. NCBI's taxonomy places the organism in Eukaryota, Fungi, Ascomycota, Sordariomycetes, Hypocreales, Clavicipitaceae. Gene Ontology annotation, molecular function: electron transfer activity; heme binding. Gene Ontology annotation, biological process: mitochondrial electron transport, cytochrome c to oxygen; mitochondrial electron transport, ubiquinol to cytochrome c. The transcript is spliced from 3 exons.
AUGGCUGGCGGCAAGGGCGGCAAGGGCGGCGCAGGCGCAGGCGCAGGCAGCGACACCAAGGGCAAGGACAUCUUCAAGACGCGCUGCGCGUCGUGCCACACCAUCGAAAAGGACGGCGGCAACAAGAUCGGGCCCGCUCUGUACGGCCUCUUCGGCCGCAAGACGGGCUCGGUCGAAGGCUACGCCUACACGGAUGCCAACAAGCAAAAGGGCGUCACGUGGGACGACGACACCCUCUUCGCCUACCUCGAGAACCCCAAGAAGUACAUCCCCGGCACCAAGAUGGCCUUUGGUGGCCUCAAGAAGGAGAAGGACAGGAAGGAUCUCAUUGCCUACCUGAAGAAGGCCAGCAGCUAA